This is a messenger RNA of Merops nubicus (carmine bee-eater), 1451 nucleotides long. RefSeq names its product sushi domain containing 2 (gene SUSD2). The annotation marks the transcript as partial. The transcript is spliced from 8 exons. The record is from RefSeq and is a predicted model, not a curated record. Lineage: Eukaryota; Metazoa; Chordata; Aves; Coraciiformes; Meropidae.
ACAGAUUAUGGCUGUGACAUUGAAAAGGGGAGUGUGUGCACUUAUCACCCUGGUGCUGUGCAUUGUGUAAGAGCCAUUCAAGCCAGUCCCCAGUAUGCAGCAGGACAGCAGUGUUGCUACGAUGCCACAGGGACUCAGAUCCUCACGCAUGACUCCACAGGAGGCAGCACACCUGAUCGAGGCCAUGACUGGGGUUCACCACCUUUCAUGAAGCCUCCCCGAAUACCUGGUUUUUCCCAUUGGCUUUAUGAUGUCAUCAGCUUCUAUUACUGCUGCCUGUGGUCUGAUAAUUGUCACUUCUAUAUGAAAAGGCGACCCUCCAGUGACUGCAAGACGUAUCGCCCACCUCGAGCUGCAUCUCUUUUUGGGGAUCCUCACUUCCUCACAUUUGAUGGUCUGAACUUCACCUUCAAAGGCCAAGGAGAAUACACAUUAGUAGAGUCUGAUCUCACAUCCCUCAGAGUGCAAGGGAGGACACAGCAGGCACAUUUUCCCAAUGGAACUGGGGCUCAGGUGACAGGUUUGUCUGCAGUAGCCAUGCAGGAGAACGACUCUGAUGUGAUUGAAGUACGCUACUCAGAGAAUUUUAAUCUGGAAGUUCUGUUGAACCAGAAGGUUGUAGACUUCACUGAACAAAGCUGGAUGGACCUGAAAGGUCUCUUUCUCCAUUCUGCAGCUGAUCAGAACAUCACAGUGAUGUUCUCUUCUGGAUCUGGAGUGGAAAUAAGGGGAAAUGGGGCAUUUCUGACCCUGACAGUUCUGCUCCCAGAGAAGUUUAUAAAUCACACACAGGGUCUCUUUGGGGUAAUGAAUGGCAAUAUAGAGGAUGAGUAUACCUUCAAGAAUAAAACCACCAUGUCAGUUCAUGCAAGUCCCCAGCAGCUGUUUGAGUUUGGAGCUAACUGGGCUGUUGAAAAUGGAACUUCUCUCUUCACUUAUGACACAGAGUUCUUACUGAACAAUUUCUUUUAUGGGGAAAAGCACAACGCUUCCUUUCUGCCCGUGUUCUUUCCUUAUGAAGACCCUGCUGAUCCUCUGGUGAAAGAGAUGGUCUUGCUCUGUGACUCUGACCCAUUCUGCAGAUUCGAUGUCCUGACAACCCGAAGUCUUCAAGUGGGAAAUUCCACAAGACUAUCUCAUCAGAAUCACAAGCUGUUGGUAGAAAAUCUAGAGCCAGUGGUCUCUUGUGGCUGGCUGAAUCAUCCAGCCAAUGGAAGAAAGAAUGGAACUAACUACCUGCUGGGCUCAACCAUCAGUUUCAUCUGCAAUCAGGGCUAUGAACUGACUGGAUCAAAGGAAAUAAUUUGCCAAGUGACGGGGGCCUGGUCUGGAGACACACCCAGCUGCAUCCUGAGAACAGAUAUCAAACAAGUAAUUCUUCUUGGCUGUGUAUUUGGAAUCGUUGGUCUUGCAGUCCUGGCACGUCUGACUUUCUUAUGUAGAAAGGAGAG